AUGAUCCGCGUCUUUGCGAAAACCGAUGUGCCAGUGAUGGACAUCAUCGAGCUGCAAGGCAAGAUCGUCAUCACAGAGGAGGCACUGAGGGCCGCACGAGACGCCAAGGAGCGGCGACGUGCGUCACGGCGUGAGCGGCGCAGGAGGGGGGCAGCCAAUAGCGACACCGCGGUAGGAGAGGACGCCAGCGGCACGGGCGACGAUCUCAUGCCUCUCUCUUCGGCCCCGUCGUCAUCGUAUCCCUCCUCCAGCUGCAGCAGCAGUCGCUCUAGUAACAGCACCGGUGGCGAUGAUGACGACGAGGGCGGAGAUCGUGCCACGGCAGAUCCCGGCGAGCUCGUAGAUGUCGUGAUGCCCUGGUAUACUUCACACAAUAGCGGCGAGCAGCGCGGCGCUGCAGACUCGACAAGUACAGCUGCAUCAGCGCUGCGUGGCACAUCGUCCCCAGGCUGCCCUUCUCCCGCCAGCCCUCGACGGCCGCGACCGAAUUCGCCCACCGCCUCCCGUUGCGCCGCCGUCGUGGAGGUGCCGCUCGGCCACGUGGAGCAGGACCGCCUCGACGAGAAGCGAUGCACCCUCUGUAUCGAAACGCUGCGGGUGCACGGCAGCCGGUCCAGCUUCAAGCGCCCGUGGCUUGUACUGCGGGAGUGCACGCCUGCGCGUAUGCGAAAGCUGCGUCGGCAGAUGGCACGGUCACAGAUAUCGCGUGAUAUCACAGAGCCGCGCGAGCUGCUGGCGACAGGGGAUGGUGGUGGUGGUGGUGGUGGGGGUGCAGGAGUCGCGGAGCCGGCCGAUGGCGCGUCAUCGUCACCGACGUCGGAGACAACAAUACUGUUCUCAGAGUGGCUCGGGCAGCACCCAGAGGCGCUCUCCCUCAACUCGCUUUUUCUCGACGACUUCGCUACCGGUGACGGGGACGACGUGAGCACACGCAGGCCGACUGCAGCCGAUCCCGCAUGUGCUGCGUUGGCAUCGGCGUCUUCGGGGAGAAGCGGUAACGGUGUCGGGGCACGCAAGCGCCCUCGCGAGGCGGAAAAUGUCGAGGGUACCGUACUGGGCGGCCCACCGUUUUCACCUCAGUUGCCACAGAGCGCCUCCGACGUCCCCUCAGCGGCACAGACGACGAGAGCGACGGCGUACAAAGACUACGAACUGGUCGGCGUUGUGCGCGGCUCCGUCCUGUUCAAUUCUAAGCCGGCGCGUGUCUUUCAGUGA
Leishmania major strain Friedlin is the source of this 1215-nucleotide messenger RNA. RefSeq lists its product as hypothetical. The coding region runs from base 1 to 1215 and encodes 404 amino acids. Lineage: Eukaryota; Euglenozoa; Kinetoplastea; Trypanosomatida; Trypanosomatidae. The transcript has a single exon. The record is from RefSeq and is a predicted model, not a curated record.